AUGAAAGGAACUAUUAUUAAUAUAGAGCAAGAGCUUGAAUAAUUGCAAAACGAUGAGCGCUUAGUUAAUAGGUAUCUCCUGGAGAAAUACCCAUUAAUAUCUAAUUAUAGAUUGAGAAGUAUAGAGAGGUUUUUUAAAAUAGGAGCUAUUUUAAUCUAAAGUUUAAUUGUGCUCUCUUAAAUGGACAAUAAUUUUUGCCAAAAUUAAGACUUAGAAGAAAGUAGAUCUAAAUAAAAUUCAUCAACAUAGAGUAGCUCAAUUUAUGAUUGCUAUUUAUAAAAAACUAAAAAUUUAAGCAUUAUUUCAAGUAUUCUCUUAAUGAUUAUUGGAUUUUGGCUCUUUCUAACAAAGUACAUGAAAAGAAAAUUUUUUCAUAAAAUUGGAGUGCAAGCAGCUUUCUUGGCUCUAGUUAUAUUAACACAAGUAGUAACUUUGGAAAUCUACAUUUUUAAUAUUGUUUCAUACUUCUGGUGCUUUCUUCUAUCUAUUCACUUAGUCCUACUUAUAGAUUAAUAUAUAAAGUAAUUAAAAUUAGGACUCUUUGGAUAAAUUAUUGCUGUGGUAUACAUGUAAGUGAGGUUUUAUAUAUAAUAUAAUGUUCAUUAUUCGUAGUUUAUAGUAGGAGGACUUCUGUUUACACUAUUAAUACUCUAAACAUUCUCAAACAAGGUUCUUUACAGAAACAAAAUUUAAAUACUCUAAAUGACACGCAAUUAGUUAAAUUCAGUAAGAUAAUUUUAUAAUGAUUUGCUAGCCUUAAUUCCUUAGGGAUUAACACUUUUAGACAGUAAUUAAAACAUUAUUUAUGCUAAUAGCAGAGUGACUGAGAUACUACAAUGCUAAGAAGAAGAAAUAUUUUCUAUUUUAAUGAAUCUAUCAAACAAUAAUGCUCAAAAGUAAUCCACCUUUUUAGAUCAAGAUAUGUAAACUCGCCAAACUCGUCAAAUAAGUGCUUCACUUAAUGCUGGUUUAGCAGAGGCAAAUUAGUAGAAUGGUUAGUAGAUCGAUAAUUCUUAAAAUUCUAAUUCAAUUAAAAUACAUUCUCAAGCAUCAAAAUAAUUUAAUAGUUAUCAAAUUGAUGAAAACUAAUAAUUAAAUUCUUAAGGAGCAAGUGCAACUAUAAAUGCAUUAACCUUAUAACAAAAGAGGAAUAAGCUGUUUAAUAACUUGGAAGAAUAGAAUUCAAUUUAACUUUCUAAAAAAUACUUUACUUAGAGUAGUCAAUAAAAUUAUAAAUUGAAGGAUUAAAUAUCAAUAAAAGAAGAUUAAUCAAAUACAGGAUCAUAUAACUGUAUUAUUUAGCAAGCAAAUAGUAUUAUUUAACAAGAAUCCUAAUUAUCCGAGAGAGAUUUAAAAGUAGAAGUGGUUGACGAAGCCAAAUACCAAGUAAAUAACAAAUACCCAAAUUAAAAGCAGACAUAAUAUGCUCAAAGUAAAUUUGGAACUCAUUUCUAAAGAAAUUAACAGUAAAACUAGCAUUCAGAAAUACUUGAUGAUCCUUAGUAUACUUUGGGUUAAGAAGAAACGAGUUAUGCAAAUAAAGAGAUGACUUUUGGGAAAGACUCUUCUAAAUACAAUUAUUUAGAAUAAUCAAAAGAAUAAAUGUAUGCUAAAAAUAUAAGUUUAGAUCAAUAACAUUCAAUUAAUUCCUCAAAAUCUGGAUAAAAAUUAAAGGAGAUCAAAUCAUAGCAUAGCUAAUACGAUGACUUAAAAGCAGAUGAGAGAUCUAUUUUAGAUUAAUUACAGUUAAAAGAAAAUACCAGCAAGUAAACAACAUCUAGCUAAGUAUAAGUCUCAGUGUUUAAUCCAAAUUAUUAACCUGAUAAUUCUAUGAGAAAUGAAUUCAAUUAAAGCUCUUAAAUCUUUGAUAAGACUGAUUAAAAUGAUUUGUCAUAUUAUUCACCAAUUUACGGUGGUUAAGGAGAAAAAUCUAUGUAAUGUGAUAUCUCAACUCUACCUUUUCAAACAACGGAUAGAAAGAGUCUGUUCUUUAAUUUAGAAGAAAACAAUGAGUUUGAAUAGUAGUUCUUUAAAGAACAGGUUGCUAGCGAGAACAAAAGUAACUCUUAUAAACUCCCCUCUGAUUCUGAAAAUAAAUCAAAAACAGAAACUUCAUUCUAAUAAAACAAUUAUAAAUCUUAAAAUACUUAUGAAGCUUUAAGAAAAGAAACAAGUCUUAAAUUAUAGCAACAUAAUUAGCAUAAAGAAAUUGUUAAAGAAUUUUCUUUUCUAUCUACUUAGUAAGUGAAUAUUCCUACUAGUUAAUAAAUUAAUUCACCAAGUAAGGUUUGUUAUAAUUCAAAUAAUGCUUUAGGUCCAUAUCAUAGUGCUGCAUUUCCUUCAAUAUUUAAUGUUGAAGAGGUAAAAAACUAAGAAACUGAUCAUUCUAUUUACAAAGACCAAAAAUUAGCACAUUAGUCAAAUGAAAAUUGCUUUAAUUUUAAUUAAGACACCCUUUCAUUUCGAAGUUUGGAUUUAAGGCAAGACAUUGAAUAUUUAAAAAAAUCAAAGCAGAAUUUCUUUUUAUAAGAAAAUGAUGCCAUUUAAUAAUUUAAUAAUAGUAAUAACGAAUAACUGACAGAAUAGGAAGUUGCUGUUUUACAACAAUAAAAUAUGCUUUUGCAAAAAGAAAUUUCAAAAAGAAAUAAACUUGAAAACAAUAUUGUUGAAGAGGAUUGCUUUACAGAAUGCAGAAAGUAAAUUUAAGAAAGAUCAAUAAAUAAACGUUAAUCUAGAUUAGAAAAAACUGUAAAGACUUUAGAAGUACAAGAUUUACCUAAAUAUAAUGAAGAUAAAUAACAGCAACCUAGCUAUUUCAAAUAAACUGAAAAGAAUUUAACAAUCAGUUAAUCGUAAAAGUAAGAAAAUGGUAGUCAAAGCACAAAAACAUAAAAAGAAAACAGCAAGAGAGAAAAAAAAUCAAACAAAGGUAAAGCUCUUUCUCCUUAACUUAAAUCAAGUAAAGAUAAGAAUUUUAACAAUUAAUCUUUAUCGAAAGCAUACACUUCUCAUAAUAUUAUUUCCAAUCAGAAACCUCUAGAUUCUUUGGUCAGCUAGAUUAAUAGACCAAAGGGUGAGAAUAAUAUUAUGAGUUAAUUUAACCCAAUAGAAGGAGAGAGUAUGACUCUAAAGAAAUAUGUUAUUAGCCAAAAGGAAAGUAAUGAUUCUGCUUAUAAGAGUAUAUUUUAACCCAAAAUUAUUAAGAAAGAAACUAAAGUAAAAAAUAUUUUGUCAAAGCUUCUCACUUUAAAUAAGCCAGAUUAAAGAGAGCCUGACACUCAAUCUGAAGUUUCAUAGAUAACUAAGUUGGAAUAACAUAAUUAAGAAGAUAUCACUAAAAACCAAAUUUCUAAUAACUAUUUGAAAAUAUAAGAACCAGAUGAAUAAGAUAUAGUGUCUUGUAUGACAAGCUUAAAGUAAAAUUAAAAUUAAAUUUUAUCUCUAGAUACACCUUAACUUCCCAGAUCUAAAACAGAGUAUAAUUUUAAGUACAAAGGUGAUGUUUAAAGCAAUGCUUCUAAUAUUGAUCAAACUACUCCAACCAAAAAUUACUCUAAUAACUAUAUUGCAGUCGAUUCUGAUUAAAGUAAACUGGACUAAAAAGUUAACUUUUUGGAAAUAGCUAAAGCUACUAAAAAUAAUACCUACAAAAAAGCAAAGUCUCCAACCAUUGGUGGUAAUAUGAGUUUUAGUAAAAGUUUCUUACCGAGCUUAAAACCGAAAAAUCAGAAUUAACAUGAUUUAAGACAGUCUUUUAACAGGAACAAAGGAAGAAAGGAAUCUUUUUUCAACUAGUUUAACAAAGAAGCCAACAUAGGCAAUUUAUUAAUUAAUUUAUUAUUUUUAAAAUGA
Molecule: messenger RNA, 3852 nt
Organism: Tetrahymena thermophila SB210
Lineage: Eukaryota; Ciliophora; Oligohymenophorea; Hymenostomatida; Tetrahymenidae
Product: ATPase, histidine kinase-, DNA gyrase B, putative
Exons: 2
Source: RefSeq, a predicted model, not a curated record